GCCGCGAAGAAGAAGAAGAGACAAGAGCGACUGCACUCACACUUCCACCUCAGAUCAGCAGCUGCUCCGCUCAAACUACACCAUGAACGGUUUAAACGAAGAAGCAAUGGCGCCACAAACCUUCCUCUACGGUUGCGUGCUGGAAGCUGGAAAGGAAGUGGCCUUCAAUCCUGAGGAUGAUGAAUUGGAGCAUCAGCUGGAUCUCAGGAUGGCUUGUGUGGACGCCACCACCAAAGACGAACUUCACAUGGUGGAGGUGGAAGGACAAGAUGCAGAGGGUCAGAAAAUCAAGGCAGCACUAGUUUCACUCAAGCCCUCUACCCUGCCAAGCGUGUGUCUCGGCGGAUUCACCAUCACCCCUCCAGCAGUGUUCCGUCUGAAGGCGGGUUCGGGUCCGGUCCACAUCAGUGGACAGCACCUCGUCAUGAUGGAUGCCGAUCAGUCUUUUGAUGAGGAAGACGAUGAAGAUGAUGAGGAGGAGGAAGCAGAGCUUAAAACGUCGAUGAAAAGACCAGCUUCCACCCCUGCUGCAAAAUCUCAGAAAAAGAUGAAAAUGGAAGCAGAGGAAGAUGAUGAUGAAGAUGAGGAUGAGGAUGAUGAGGAUGAUGAUGACGAGGAGGAGAGUGAGGCUGAAGAGACACCCGUGAAGGCUAAAUCCACACCAGCCAAACAAAAAACCCCAGCUCAGAACGGCAAGAGGUCUGCACCCAGUACUCCCGCUGGAAAACAGACUCCUGGAGGAAAAGGUGAGAAGUCACCCAAGCCCCAAACCCCCAGACCCGUUUUAACCCUUCCUGAGAUCAAGGCCAAGAUGAUGGAGGCAAUGAAGAAGGGGACAUCGUUACCAAAGAUCCAGCCCCGCUUUGAGAACUUCGUGAAGCAUGGUCACAGAGUCACAGACCCCAAGGUAAUUGCAGAGCUGUGGAAGUGGAGACAGACGUUGAAGGCCGAUAAAUAACUGACUCUGUAGUUUUAAAUAUUUUAUAACCGGUCCACGCCCUUAGCGCCUCUCGCCCCCCCUGAAGCCAAACUGUGUGCCUCGCAUGUGUCUUUAAAAUCAUUCUUAAGUCCACCUGCGCUCCCAGAUGACAGGAGGAGGUGGUGACGGUGCCCCGGUUCGAUGCUACAUCAGUCCACCACCUCCAUCCCCUCAUCAGGGACAAUGCAGCAUUUGUUUUUCCUCUAAUAAACAUUAGUGGAGCUAGACAUCCUGUUUUCAUUGUAAUUGUGUAAAUGAUGCCUCUUGUGGAGUGUGGAUAGCUUUUCUUGUAUGUUGCAGAAGCUGCAGUUUAUCUAAUCACUCAUGAUAACAAGUAUUUCAAAGUUCCAGAAACUUGCUGCUCAUUUUUUCAGUCAGUUUACAAAUUACUGUUGGUUGUGUUUGGCCAAGCGAGUGAUGACGCGUAACCAUGUCAUGACACUGAGAAUGCAGCCGCUUGGCACUUUGGUGAAAACGCACGUUUGAUGUUUUCUGAAUGUUAUUGCCGAGAGAUUCCCAGUGUCAACACGACAUGCCAGACAUAUCCAUAAUCCAUCAGAAUGAAGCAUUUUCUUGUUUAACCGUCCAGACAUGAACAACCAAGUUGAAUAAAUGAUAAACCACAUUUGGCCUCCAUUGGAAAAUCUAUUUGCCUUGUGUUGCUAUGACUACAGCGAGCCCAUAGGCCAAAGGUUACAUACUUGGAGAGGAAAUGUGUGCGUUUCAAAUUUGUUACCUGGAAUUUCCAAUCUGUAUUUGAGCAAAUUGUUCCAUUUGACUGGCUCAAGUUUAAUUAAAAAUGUAAAUGCCCAUGAGCCACGUAGAAGCAGUCUGUUCUACGCAGUCCAACGAGCGUCUGUCUUUGACACUCAAUUCAGACCUGGUUUGUGAUGUCGCUCAAUAAUUGAAAUACUAAUAAAUGUACCGAGUUUUUGAAAUGAAUGCAGUGUUUUUAUUUUCCUUUUUUUAUUUGCGAAGAUUAAAAGUUGAGAACAAA
Messenger RNA from Cololabis saira (Pacific saury), 1976 nucleotides. It is a transcript of the gene npm1a, whose product is annotated as nucleophosmin 1a. NCBI's taxonomy places the organism in Eukaryota, Metazoa, Chordata, Actinopteri, Beloniformes, Belonidae. The record is from RefSeq and is a predicted model, not a curated record. The transcript has 11 exons. Gene Ontology annotation, cellular component: nucleoplasm; cytoplasm; centrosome. Gene Ontology annotation, biological process: ribosomal large subunit biogenesis; ribosomal large subunit export from nucleus; regulation of centrosome duplication. Bases 83 to 958 code for a protein of 291 amino acids. Gene Ontology annotation, molecular function: histone binding; RNA binding; chromatin binding.